AUGAAGAAGCCGUCCAAGACCUCGGCCGCCCAGACCGAAUCUCAAGCUCAAGCUCGCCGACUCCGCGGAAUCAACACCGAAAAUCAACAUCAGCACCACCACCAACAACAACAUCGAGGCACAAGAGCCAGCAGCAGCAGCAGCAAGAAGCGCUCGUCUUCGCCGACGGUUAUUCCCAGCCCAAGCUUGAGCACCAGGAAUGGCCAGGAGGCGAAGCGGCAGAAGCGUUCUACGCCAGCUGAUCCUAGGCAGGAGGAGGAGCAAGAAGACCCUGCUGACGAUGUCAUGCUGGUUGAAAAUGGGCAUGACAGUGCUGCUGCUUCGGCACAGCUCAUAGUGGAAAACGAGGCUGUUCACCAGAGGAACGAGGCGGGAUUGCCUGCCAGUGGUGGACAGCAAGCAGCCACGCUGAACAGUGUGACGGCCGUCAGCGCCAGUGGGCAAGAGCUCGGCGAAAGUGGCACUCAGCGCAGAGACAUCAAGCACGAAGACGUCGAAGGUGAAGACAUCAAGACAGAGGAGGAGGAGAAAGUCGCAGACGAAGACGUCAAAAAUGGAGUCAUCAAGGGAGAAGAGGUCAAGGAGGAAGAGAAACUGCAGACCGGAGAAGAGGUCGAGGAUGAAGCCAUCACUUCUCUGCAGGCUGUCAGCGACGCAAGGAACGCGAAUAUCGAGGCGGAAGUUGACGCGGUUCUUUUGUCCGACAUCCUUGGAAAGCUUGAGGAGUUCCAUGGUCACGAUGAUCAUAGCCACGCCGCCUUUGGCGAUUCUGGGGCUCCCAACGACGCCACGGUCUGGGGAACAACUGGUUCUGGUCCGCAAGUGUCGAUUGAGCAGAUUCAGGUGGAGAAGACAGGAGAAGCUGUAGGUCAAGGUGGCACCGAAGCUGAAGACAUCGUGCAUACGACUUCAAAGCAUGCCGACACACAAGCUAUAAAGCACAGCCGGGACGAAGCUCUGUCGAUAGAACGGGCACAGAAUGCAGGACUGGCAGAAUCCAAGGCCUCGGUGGAGCCAUCUCAAUCAGACGACAUCUUCCACCUCCCCGACUCUGGUGGGCAGCAUCGCCCAGAAGUCCGACGGCAAACCGAAGCGGGAUAUUCAGCAAGUCCCGUCCAGCUUUCACAAGACCUCGCGACUCAGACGACCUUGGCGUCAGAUUCUCAUGGCCUCACCCCGGACGCGGCUUCAAGCAUCGACAAAUUCGCGGCCGAGGCACUGCUGUCCAUGGGCCACAGUCACAUAGCUGUUGUGGAUGAGUCACCAUCCCGCGCAGACAGUGCCAACCGCGAGUACGACAUCAGCCUAAGCACAGCCGUCGUCAAUGGGGACCGGCCCGACGCCGUUAUGAGUGAAGAUGAUGACCAACAGCCGAGAAGAGCUGGCCAGCGACGAAGUGUCAGAAGGACUAGACUUAAAUAUGAGGUCAAAGUCACAGAUGCCAAUGGCGAUACCGACCUUGAAGUGUUGGGCACAAGAAGAUCAAAAAGAGCCAGGGUCAGGACCAGCAACCAUCUUUUCGAGAGCGACCAGGAGGAUAAUGAAGGUAAUGACGAUUACUCUCAAGUCUCUUCUCGCGGUGGCAAAGGUACUCGCCAAGGAAAAGUAAAGGCAGUGGACAACACCCCAGAGGACACGCCGCCCGUCAAGGGCAAAGAGAAGGAGAAGGGCGACAUCAGCAGUUACUUUCAGACCCUUGGCCAAGCGGGACGAAGCCCGGCCGCUGCCGAUCUCGCAAGAAGCGAAAUCGCCACAGCAGGAGUCGUCUUUGAUGGCGUUCACGCUCCUCCCGCCAGCCUUGUCUACCCGGCUCGCGAUGAUUCUUAUCCUAACACAAGAAAUCUCAACACGGAAGCAACUAUUCGCAAAGACUCGGGGGGAAACUCUGGGCAGCCGCAGACCGGUUCCAGUCAGCCGCUUGAGCCUAUUGAUUGUGAGCAGGAGGGUCGCGAUGAUGGUGAUGUAUCUAUGCUUGAUAUGCCAGAGCCUGACAUGAUCACUACCGGGCAUUCCGUUGGGCUCGAGAGGGAUCUAGAAUCACGACUUGGUGAGCUUGAAUCCCUUCUCGAGUCUUUCAGGCAGAAAGAUGGGCAGUUGCACUCGACUGCAUGGGCACUGCUGCAGUCUGUCAUGGACGAGUAUAGGUAA
Molecule: messenger RNA, 2148 nt
Organism: Microdochium trichocladiopsis
Lineage: Eukaryota; Fungi; Ascomycota; Sordariomycetes; Xylariales; Microdochiaceae
Exons: 1
Coding region: 1-2148 (715 amino acids)
Source: RefSeq, a predicted model, not a curated record